Molecule: messenger RNA, 756 nt
Organism: Olea europaea var. sylvestris
Lineage: Eukaryota; Viridiplantae; Streptophyta; Magnoliopsida; Lamiales; Oleaceae
Product: serine/threonine-protein kinase ATG1c-like
Exons: 4
Coding region: 295-741 (148 amino acids)
Biological process (GO): peptidyl-serine phosphorylation; autophagy
Cellular component (GO): cytoplasm
Molecular function (GO): ATP binding; protein serine/threonine kinase activity
Source: RefSeq, a predicted model, not a curated record
CUUUCACCUCCGUUCCACCAACCCGAAUCGGUUCUGUACAAUCUCAUAAAUUUCAAAUUUCACAUUGAAACUCAAAUCAGCGAAGCAACUGGAUCAAUGAUUAUCAAUAAUUUAAUCGAGAUGCAAAGCGCUUAUAUUAUUAUUUACGUCUUCUAGCUCACCAUUAAGAAGAAACUCCCAAAAUUGAAGGAAGAGAAAAUCCAAAGCCAAAAACCAAAAACUAAACUCUUCUUCUUCUUAUUGUUCUUGUUUUGAGCCGAAAGAAUAAGGGCGUGGUUCGAUAUUGUAAAAUUAAUGGCUCACUCAAUGAGGAGUGGCGGUGGGAAGUACUAUGCGGUGGGGGAUUACAUGGUUGGGAGGCAAAUAGGGUCGGGAUCAUUUUCAACGGUUUGGCAUGCGCGCCACCGAGUUCACGGUAUCGAGGUGGCAAUUAAGGAGAUCAUCACCGCCAAGUUGAAUUUGAAGCUACAGGAGAGCCUCAAGUCCGAGAUAUUCAUCCUAAAGAAAAUCAAUCAUCCUAACAUCAUCCGUUUGCAUGAUAUGAUCGAGGAACGUGAUAAGAUAUAUAUCAUUUUGGAGUACUGCAAAGGGGGUGACCUAUCAAUGUAUAUUCAACAACGCCUAGGAAGAAUCCCUGAAGCAACUGCAAAGAUCUUUAUGCAGCAACUUGCGGCAGGUCUUAAAAUAAUGCGUGAAAACAACCUUAUACAUCGGGAUUUAAAACCCCAGGUUCCCAUUUGACUGGUGCAAUGGAGC